Molecule: messenger RNA, 849 nt
Organism: Debaryomyces fabryi
Lineage: Eukaryota; Fungi; Ascomycota; Pichiomycetes; Serinales; Debaryomycetaceae
Gene: URA6
Product: bifunctional uridylate/adenylate kinase
Exons: 1
Coding region: 1-849 (282 amino acids)
Biological process (GO): 'de novo' pyrimidine nucleobase biosynthetic process; CDP biosynthetic process; UDP biosynthetic process
Cellular component (GO): nucleus; cytoplasm
Molecular function (GO): ATP binding; UMP kinase activity
Source: RefSeq, a predicted model, not a curated record
AUGUUGCGAUUAUUAAGAAGCCCAGUUUCAUCCAAACAACUUAGUGGGUCGUUUGUCAAGCGUGCCUUUAUACAGAAUGCUAAGGUUCAAUUCAGAUCUUACUCAAACACUCCUCCUCCACCUCCUCCUAAUGCCAAAGGUGGGAAUGGUAAAAUUUUAUUAGCUGUCGGUGCUUUGGCUAUUGGUUCUACCUUCCUUUCUAUGAAUUACAAUAAAGAAUCCCCAAAAUCUGCCAUUGAUACCCCAAUCUCGGGUCCAACAUUCUCUAAGGGAAAGAUUUCUGUGAUUUUUGUUCUUGGUGGUCCAGGUUCUGGUAAAGGUACUCAGUGUGCUAAAUUAGUUAAAGACCAUGGAUUUAUUCAUUUAUCGGCUGGUGAUUUAUUAAGAGCUGAACAACAUAGAAAGGGUUCUAAGCACGGUGAAUUGAUUGACAAGUGCAUCAGAGAAGGUACAAUUGUUCCACAAGAAGUGACACUUGCUUUGUUAGAACAAGCUAUUAAGGAAAAUUAUGCAAACGGUUCUACAAAGUACUUAAUUGACGGAUUCCCUAGAAAGAUGGAUCAAGCAUUAUCUUUUGAAGAAGAUAUUGCUGAAUCCUCUUUCACCUUAUUCUUCGAAUGUCCUGAACUGGUUAUGUUAGAAAGACUCUUGGAAAGAGGAAAGACCAGUGGAAGAACUGAUGACAAUAUCGAAAGUAUUAAGAAGAGAUUUACUACAUUCCUUCAAACAUCCAUGCCUGUGGUCGACCACUUCGAGAAACAAGGUAAAGUUGUUAAAUUAAAUUGUAACCAGCCUGUGGAUGAGGUCUACAACCAAGUUAAGGACGCUUUAAAGUCGAGAAAUGUCUAA